Uncinocarpus reesii 1704 is the source of this 837-nucleotide messenger RNA. Its product is annotated as activator 1 40 kDa subunit. The transcript is spliced from 4 exons. Gene Ontology annotation, biological process: DNA-templated DNA replication; DNA repair. The record is from RefSeq and is a predicted model, not a curated record. Gene Ontology annotation, cellular component: Elg1 RFC-like complex; DNA replication factor C complex; nucleus. Bases 1 to 837 code for a protein of 278 amino acids. Lineage: Eukaryota; Fungi; Ascomycota; Eurotiomycetes; Onygenales; Onygenaceae. Gene Ontology annotation, molecular function: ATP hydrolysis activity; ATP binding; DNA clamp loader activity.
AUGGUUCAGGCAGAGUCUUCCGAUGCAGCUGUCAAGAAUGCUUUGCGCGCCAAUAUGGCGGGCGCGCCCCCGGAUUAUGAAUUGCCGUGGGUAGAGAAGUACAGGCCUGUAUUCCUUGAUGACGUUGUCGGGAAUACAGAGACAAUCGAACGGUUAAAAAUCAUUGCCCGCGAUGGCAAUAUGCCUCACGUUAUCAUUUCUGGUAUGCCAGGAAUCGGAAAGACGACUUCCAUUUUAUGUUUAGCGAGACAAAUGCUGGGAGACGCCUAUAAAGAGGCCGUGUUGGAGCUUAAUGCUAGCGAUGAAAGAGGCAUUGACGUAGUCAGAAACCGCAUAAAAGGAUUUGCCCAGAAGAAGGUCACAUUACCACCAGGCAAGCACAAGCUAGUUAUACUUGAUGAAGCCGAUAGCAUGACGUCCGGCGCUCAACAAGCGCUUCGUCGAACGAUGGAGAUCUACUCCACUACCACUCGGUUUGCCUUUGCAUGUAACCAGUCGAACAAAAUUAUCGAACCGCUCCAAUCGCGGUGCGCUAUUCUACGCUAUUCCCGUUUAACGGAUACUCAAAUCGUUGAAAGACUGGACCAGAUCUGCAAGGCCGAGGAUGUGAAGCACUCAGAUGAUGGCAUUGCAGCAUUAGUAUUUAGCGCUGAGGGCGACAUGCGUCAAGCAAUCAACAAUCUUCAGAGUACUUGGGCUGGCUUUGGAUUCAUUAGCGGAGAUAAUGUUUUCCGUGUGGUUGAUAGCCCUCAUCCGGUAAAGGUCCAAGCAAUGAUAAAAGCAUGUUACGAGGGUAAGGUGGAUAGUGCGCUGAAUACAUUGACCGAAUUAUGGUGA